This is a messenger RNA of Clunio marinus, 315 nucleotides long. The record is from the annotation of a GenBank genome assembly. Lineage: Eukaryota; Metazoa; Arthropoda; Insecta; Diptera; Chironomidae.
AUGUAUAAAGCGAAUAAGAAACUUUUUCAAUUUCAAGCGAAUAAGCGUGGUAGAAAUUUCCAUAGGAGAGUAGUAGUAGAUCUAAGGCACACUGGCUUUGAACGAAACCGAUGCGAAGUAAGAAUGAAAUUAAAAACACCAUAUGCAGCAAUUUUUAAAAAAAACACAGAUGGUGUAAUUUGGGACGUUUUGGGCUUUCUUACACACUGCCCAUGUGGAAAUGCAGGAAAUGAACGACUUAACACAAUUCAAGGAGAGAUAUUGGUGGCUGAGAGAAAGUUGGAGGGAUUGGAAGCUCGCAUUAAAGCUGCCUAG